Messenger RNA from Trachymyrmex cornetzi, 1479 nucleotides. Its product is annotated as RCC1 and BTB domain-containing protein 1. The transcript is spliced from 10 exons. Bases 1 to 1479 code for a protein of 492 amino acids. The record is from RefSeq and is a predicted model, not a curated record. NCBI's taxonomy places the organism in Eukaryota, Metazoa, Arthropoda, Insecta, Hymenoptera, Formicidae. Gene Ontology annotation, molecular function: protein binding.
AUGGCGAGUGGGUCAUCAGCGAAAAAAAACGAGGUGUUGUGCAGAGAUGAUCUAGGCUAUCAAAAAUGGCUCGCGGAGCGUUCGUGCAGCAAAUAUUCACACUUACUGAAGAAAGGUGAAAUAAUUCAUACUGAACACCCAGAAAAAGUGGAUUACAUGUUCGAGAAAAAAAUAAAGAUGUUACUUGUUGACUGUGAUCUUGCUAUUAUUUUGUUAACAGAGGAUGGAGAAGUGUAUCACUGGUACGACGUUACAUGGACUGACCUUAAUUUAGAAUAUUAUUCUCAAAUAGUUGAUUUAAGAUAUUCACGUAUUGUACAAAGUGCAGUUGGUGGCAACCAAACUUUUAUCGUUUUAACUGAUGAUCAAAAGGUGUUCUAUUUCCAAACCUAUUACUUUGAUAAUAUAAGCCGGAUGAAACAGAUGCAUUUUCAGAAAAAGGUCGAGUCUGUUUGUUGUGGUGACAGUUUCUUCAUAGUGCUUACUGAAGACAAUAAGAUAUACACCUGGGGAAGAAAUCAUCAUGGUCAAUUAGGUGUUUCUACGUGCAAGGACGAAUUCAUAAGCAAUCUACUUGAAAUUAAAAAGAUAGGCAUUCGCAUAACAAAAAUAGCCUGUGGCUAUACACAUGUACUCGCGUUAUCUACAGAAGGAAAUAUUUUCGUCUGGGGUGGAAACUCUUUUGGACAAUUGGGUUGUAAUUCUAGAAAUGACCUCCAUAAUCCUCAAAUGAUUACGAUAACGGUUAAACAAAUGAAAAUAUUGGAUAUUGCUGCCAUGAAAAAUGUGAGUUGUGCCAUAAGCGAAGAAAAACUUAUUUACGUGUGGGGCAACUGUUUCGAUCAACAAAUUCAGAUACCUUUUUCCUGUGAAUACACGACUCUAUUUGACAUAUGUAACGCGAUGUCUGCCAGACCGCCAACUACUGUGAAAGACUUUAGACAAACCGAGAAGCAUAUAUUACUGCAAGAUAUCGCAAAGGCGUUUAAUGAUCCUGAUUUGAGCGAUCUUGUGAUAAAAAUCGGACAGCAAUCUAUUUAUGUCAACAAAAAUAUCCUACAGUUUCGUACUUCACAUUUCAAAAAGAUAGACCAAUUUAUAAGCUCUGAAGAUGGUCAAGAUGUCAUCAGGCUUAAUGGAUUUUCCUAUGCCAUGUAUAAUAGCUAUUUCAAAUAUUUAUAUACUGGCAUAAUUGAUGUAUAUCUGGAAGAGAGAUUUAAUCUCCUGACAUUAGCUGAUUCAUUGAACGAUAAUAAGUUCAAAGAAAGUUGCUAUAGGGCGAUAAAGAAAGACAUAAUAGAUAAAACUGUAUUUUUUAUUUACAAUGUGGCGCAAAAGUAUAGCAACGAGACAGUAGAGAAGUUUUGUUUUGAGUAUUUCCAACAACAUAAAAGCCAUGUGAUGGAGACGUUGAAUUUUUUGGAAUUAAAUGAAGAUAUAAGAAAUAUUUUUAUGACUCUACCGAACAAAUCUGAAUGA